This is a messenger RNA of Anoplopoma fimbria (sablefish), 976 nucleotides long. RefSeq names its product complement component 8, gamma polypeptide (gene c8g). The coding region runs from base 111 to 773 and encodes 220 amino acids. The transcript has 8 exons. Lineage: Eukaryota; Metazoa; Chordata; Actinopteri; Perciformes; Anoplopomatidae. Gene Ontology annotation, biological process: complement activation. Gene Ontology annotation, cellular component: membrane attack complex. The record is from RefSeq and is a predicted model, not a curated record.
UCUGUCUGUUUAUGCAUCUAUUCUGUGUCUGUUUGUUUGAGGUUGAGUGAAGCAGAUUAGGAAUAGUUGACUGCAGACAGAGACAGAGUGGACGGAAAAAAAGUGCUAGGAUGGCUGGAGUAUGGCGUUGCAUGUUGCCAGUGGUGGUGUUGAUGUGCGUGUGUCUGUGGGGUUCCACUGAGGCUGUAGGGGGGGCUGUAAGUCGACCGCGACCCACCAGACGACCUUAUAAGAAGCCAACGGUCAACCCUAUUGACUUGAGCCCCGCUGCACAGAACAUCAACAUACAACAGAUGGCAGGAACAUGGUACCUGCUAAACACUGCCUCCAAAUGCUCCUACCUGAUGAAUCAUGGAACCAAGGUGGAGCCUACAGUCAUGACCCUCUCGCUUUCCACCGACCAAACACUGUCUGUGAGCACCAAAACACGACAUAGCCACCAGUGUUGGGAGAUAUUACAGGUCUACAAUGAAACACCAACCCCAGGCAAGCUAAAACUUAAAGGAAAUCGUCCUGAGCUGGACACUGAGAUAGUGAUUGGAGAGACGGACUACAACUCCUAUGCGAUCAUGUACUACCAGAAACGGGGCAAGAUCACCAUGAAGCUCUACGGCAGGUCUGUAGACAAUCUGUCCGAGCCUAUGUUGACCAAGUUUGAGCAGCUUGCUGAAAAACAGGGUUUGGGGCUGGCUUACCUCUUCCCCUUCCCCACCUACAGUCACUGUGGGACUGUGGACCAGGACCAUGUAAUCAACUGUGUCCCCACAUGCUGAGGAGGCAGAGCUGAGCAACAGACAGAUCCAGCCCUGCAGUGUUCCACAGUUCACAUGAGAAUAUCUGAGGAUUAUAUCAUUUAAAAACGUCAAUAUCAGCAAAAAAGAAAAAAGUUAACAAAAGACUGCAACAAGGUCUUAAUAUUGUAAAACCUGAAAUAUUGCGAGAUAUAGCUGAAUAAAACAAAAUGGAGCACAGUCAA